Molecule: messenger RNA, 840 nt
Organism: Limulus polyphemus (Atlantic horseshoe crab)
Lineage: Eukaryota; Metazoa; Arthropoda; Merostomata; Xiphosura; Limulidae
Product: protein FAM166B-like
Exons: 4
Coding region: 1-840 (279 amino acids)
Source: RefSeq, a predicted model, not a curated record
AUGUCUUCAGGAGCUCAUAUUCCAGGGUACACGGGGUAUGUCCCCGGUAUACGCAAAUACAUUGGACAACCUUAUGGAAAGGCUACAACUUUUGCUUUUAGGGGUCGCUAUGGGAAACAUUCACCUCUCACGCAAAGCUAUGAUAAUCUGAACACAGGAGCUCCUUCUUCUGGCAUGCCGGUGCGCACAGUAGCCGGUUACACUGGUCAUUUACCAGGUCGAAGGUUUCUGAUGGGAAGAUCAUUUCGACAAGAACUAGAGAUCCUAACGCCGUCGUUACAAAACAGGUCGGAGCGUAAUUCAGAAAACCUUCAAAAAUGGAGAUCAGAACCAGACAUGUUGUCCAAGCAGCUAACUCUAGGAAUCACUCCGGUUCACCGGUUCAACAACAGUGGAGAGUUGGAGAAAAAGCUUGACAAAAUCAUUGAUUUGUUAGAAAACAUACCUCCUGAAUCUCGAGUCAUGGAUUCUCCUUUAGUACUGAGUGAAAGCAAGAACGACCAGGUUCUAAAUCAUUCAACUAACUUACCCUCGAAUUCAAGUUAUCAAUCAGUGACAGCUGUAGGUGAUGUCGAAAGUGUUAACAUAUUUGAACAAGACCUUCUUUGGAAUCGCAUUCCUUCUACAUACAAAAAAGGCGUUAAAACCUACAUUCCAGGCUACCAAGGUUACGUGCCUAACUUUCGAAGCUCGACAGCCAGCCUUGGUGUCACGUAUGCCAGAGCAGCCGCUGCUUUGAAUAAUAUUCGAGAUUUUAACUCACAGAAAAACAAGAACACUACUCCUCGUUUGGAAACUUUUAAUGUUCAAGAUGGCGAAAGAGAAAAUGAUGGAAAUUAA